ACACUUCAAGUGAAGUAAGACUUAAUGCGUUGAAGGUGAGUGUAUUAUAGAAGUUGAACCAAUUCAGUUCGAGUUGUACCAUCCAGACAGUUGUAUAUAUGAUCCAGUGAUCAGAAUAUACCCCAUUGUCUUUUCAGCGUUAUGAAAAUCGCCAGUGUUCUCCAUGUCAGGGAGGGCCGCCCUCCCCAAUAUCUAAAUGUCCCUUUGUCAGUGACUGAAAACAAUGAAUAUUUCACAUUGUAUGUUUCAACAUCUUAACAGGCAAUCACAACAUUAGCCGAAGCUCCAAUGGGGCGGACAACUUUAUUGGAAAAUGUUGAUAAGGUAUGUGAAACUGUUUUACAUUAAUAAGAUGACAUGAGUAAGAUAUACUGUAAGACACUACAACACCAUUCAAGCCCAAAGCGGAGACCCUUUAUCAUUGCCAUCAGGAAGAUAGUUGACUAAAUUGCUAACGUCAUAUUUGUAGGUGGAAAAGCUCAUCCAUGAUCACGAGAGCCCAGCUGUGAGAAAAGCCGCACAGAUUGCAGUAAAAGUAAUAACUUGGAAACCAUAG
Molecule: messenger RNA, 556 nt
Organism: Paramuricea clavata
Lineage: Eukaryota; Metazoa; Cnidaria; Anthozoa; Malacalcyonacea; Plexauridae
Source: the annotation of a GenBank genome assembly